Molecule: messenger RNA, 7084 nt
Organism: Siniperca chuatsi (mandarin fish)
Lineage: Eukaryota; Metazoa; Chordata; Actinopteri; Centrarchiformes; Sinipercidae
Gene: camk2g2
Product: calcium/calmodulin-dependent protein kinase (CaM kinase) II gamma 2
Exons: 23
Coding region: 133-1998 (621 amino acids)
Biological process (GO): protein phosphorylation
Cellular component (GO): neuron projection; cytoplasm
Molecular function (GO): calmodulin binding; ATP binding; calcium/calmodulin-dependent protein kinase activity
Source: RefSeq, a predicted model, not a curated record
CCCUGCCCCUCUCUCUGAGCUCGAGCCACUCUUCCCCCUCUCUGCCUUCACGAGUUCUCCUCCCGAAACCUGCGCGAGGCGGCCACUGAAGCGCGAGCCGAAUCCUCCCCUCUCCCAGUCACUUCAGUCAACAUGGCUACAGUUGUAACCUCGACCAGAUUCACAGACGAAUAUCAGCUGUACGAGGAACUCGGAAAGGGUGCCUUCUCGGUCGUUCGCCGAUGCGUCAAGAAGUCCACCGGCCAGGAGUAUGCUGCUAAAAUUAUUAACACAAAAAAGCUCUCAGCCAGAGAUCACCAGAAACUGGAGCGGGAGGCAAGAAUCUGUCGUCUGCUAAAACAUCCAAACAUAGUGCGACUCCAUGAAAGCAUCUCAGAGGAAGGCUUCCAUUACCUUGUCUUUGACCUUGUCACUGGAGGAGAGCUGUUUGAGGACAUUGUUGCUAGAGAGUAUUACAGCGAGGCAGAUGCCAGCCACUGCAUCAAUCAGAUCCUGGAGAGCGUCAGUCACAUCCACCAGCAUGACAUUGUGCACAGGGACCUCAAGCCAGAGAACCUCCUCCUGGCCAGUAAGAUGAAGGGAGCAGCGGUGAAGCUUGCAGACUUCGGUCUAGCCAUCGAGGUGCAGGGAGACCAACAGGCAUGGUUUGGUUUUGCAGGAACUCCAGGGUAUCUGUCCCCAGAGGUUUUGAGAAAGGAUCCAUACGGCAAGCCAGUGGACAUAUGGGCAUGUGGUGUGAUUCUGUACAUCUUGUUGGUGGGCUACCCUCCCUUCUGGGACGAGGACCAACACAAACUGUACCAACAAAUCAAGGCGGGUGCAUAUGAUUUUCCUUCUCCAGAGUGGGACACAGUGACCCCCGAGGCCAAGAAUCUGAUCAAUCAGAUGUUAACGAUUAACCCUGCCAAAAGGAUCACUGCCGACCAGGCCCUCAAGCAUCCCUGGGUCUGCCAACGCUCCACUGUGGCCUCCAUGAUGCACCGUCAAGAGACUGUGGAGUGUCUGCGCAAGUUCAACGCCAGGAGGAAACUUAAAGGAGCUAUCCUCACAACAAUGCUGGUGUCCAGGAACUUUUCAGUGGGACGGCAGCAUACCAGCCCUGCCGCUACCACCAGCACGGCCGCAAUGGCACAGGAAGCAUGUAAAACUUUACUAAACAAAAAGUCAGACGGUGUGAAGUCGCAGGGAAACAACAGUAAAAACAGUGUAGUAAGCAGCAGCAGCACCAAAGACAGCAGCAUGUCAUCUUCAGCACCAAUGGAAGCCCAGACAACUGUUGUACACAACCCAGCUGACGGCACCAAGGGCUCCACAGAGAGCUGUAAUAACACAGAAGAGGAGGAGAUGAAAGGUAGGAAAGUGGCUGCCUGUGAGUCUACUAGUACAGACAGUGCAGUGUUAAGCCAGUGCAGCACUACUGGGGAACGGACCCAGACGCUGUCUCCUCACUGCCCACCAUCCACCUCUCGUCCCCUGCAGGAGGCUGCUAGCAGCCCCAGUGUCCCUCAGACCAGUCCAGCUCAGAGCUCCUGUCCUGAACCAGAGUCCGCUCUGUCGCCCCCCGCAGGCAGCAGCAGCAGCAGCAUGCAGCAGACUCGUAAACAGGAGAUAAUAAAGAUGACAGAGCAGUUGAUUGAAGCCAUCAACAACGGGGAUUUUGAGGCUUACACGAGAAUCUGUGACCCUGGACUGACUUCCUUUGAACCAGAGGCACUUGGAAACCUGGUGGAGGGCAUGGACUUUCACAAGUUCUACUUUGAGAACUUGCUGAGUAAAAACAGCAAGCCAGUGCACACCACCAUCCUCAACCCCCACGUCCAUCUGAUCGGCGAGGAGGCUGCCUGCAUCGCCUACAUCCGCCUGACACAGUACAUGGACAGCCAGGGCCGGCCGCGCUCCUGCCAGUCGGAGGAGACCCGUGUGUGGCAUCGCCGUGAUGCCAAGUGGCUCAAUGUGCACUUCCACUGCUCAGGAGCACCGGCUGCACCCCUGCAGUGAACUGACAACCCAGGCCCAGCUUUGCCUGAACUCUAAAGCUGUUUGGAGCAUUUAAUCUCCAUGGUCGGAUUGGUGCCUGGAUCCUGGCCGGGAAGAGUCUGCUUGGAAAGUUGUAAAAAAACAAAAGUGGGGAAAAUACAUUAUUAAAUUAAAAAAACAAAACAAAAAAAUGCAUAUUUCAAAAGCUUGACUGAAUGACCGACCAAAACCAAUCCAGUCCAACCCUAGCUAUAUGAGGUUGGGGCCCGGCUGUCAGCCCCUUCUUGCAGAUGGUGCAUGCUUCUAGUGGCGACACAGGGGUGAUGCUGUCCUGGUCCUUUUCUCCCAUGGCCUUUAUUUCCCCAUCUUUGUUUUGUCUGCUGUCUGGAAAAGUAUUAAACAUGUUAAAAAUAUAUAUAACAGAAAAACACCUUCACACACAUAGUGUAGGAUUGGGGCAGCAAGUAUAUGAGAAAAAAUGUGAUUUCUUUUUGUUUUGUCUUGAGAGAGCAGCAGAACAUCUACUUGAAUAGAAGUUUUGUUUGUUUUACAGUUAAGAUAUAUAUGAGUGGGGUUUAUGGGGACGGGAGCAACUACUAUCUACUUAAUAUCAGAAUUUAACACCCAUAUUGUGUCAGGUUUGUGCAUCUGUACACAAUGUUUUUAAGGCGUUUAGGCGUUGCGAUACAUUACUGAAGGGACCUUUAUUUUUAUUUUGUCUUUUUGUAUUAUGUGCUAUUAACUGUUUUUAUCUCCUGAAUGAUGUGUUUUAUGUUGAAAAGGGUCAUUUUUAAUCAAAAGGGUUUUAUUUAAUAGAAUUGUGUAUAAAUAGAUAUUUAUAUAGGAGAAAAGGGGAAACAUGAUUUACUUUCAGGGUGUAGAGAGGGGAGUUAAGCAGUUUUUCCCCCCCAGUUUUGAGGUCCCAAGGUGUAAAUACAAACACACACUCUCAAGGUCCCUGUGCUCCAGCCUUUAGGGUUGAACCUCUCUUCUCUUAAGCUUCAGACACAAUGUCCAGGCCAGCUCAUCCUGAAGUUGCAGAAGGCCUCCAUCUGCCUGCCCUGCAGUGUUUGGAGUCAAACACUAAGAGGCGCCAUCAGUCAAAGUCUAAAGCUCGUCAUAUCUCUGAACUACUUAAUCUGAAAGCAUGGACACACACUCAUGGCAACUUUUAAAGUUGUCUUUUAUCGUUUUUUGCGUAUUUUUGACGUGAAGCAUGAAUUAUCUUUGAACUAUCUAAUGGCCUGUACUGUUUUUGCACAGACACUUGACUCGAUGCUGUUGUGUUUGCUCUUCUGAGGGAGUGAACCUUUCUGCAACUUCAGGUGACGCUCGCCAAAAUCCUUCCCUUCUACCCUACCUCUGCCCUUCUACUUCCAUCAUUCCUGCCUCUUAUACUCUCCACAUUCGUUACUCUUGUGACCUUCGCUAACCAGCCCCAUAACUGUCUUAGUAGCACCAAUGCCAUGUGAUGAUGAUGAUGUCACCCUUAUGCCUGUCUCUUGUUCUGAUUGUGUUCUUAAAGUUUGUAUGUUGUUCGUCUUGGCUUGCUGUACUUCUGUGUGAAGUCCUGGCACUAAAAAAGCAUGUUAAAAAGGGAAUGCAGUCGAGGGAUUGGACAAAACAAAAGGCAUGAUGGGAAGAGGGUUAUGCUGGCUCGAGGGCUGUGGGAACUUUGCUGAUGGCAAUCAAUGGAUUUGGUCCCUUUUGUCACAGUUUCUGUUGUAAAUGUAGUAGUUGUUAGUGUUUUGAUGUUAAUAUUUUUAUCAAUUGUUUUAGCCAGAACUAUAAAAAUUAGGGCUUGAAAUGAAUGGAGGCUGAGACUGCCGCAACCUUUUUUUUUUUUUUUUAAUAUGCUGAACUCUUGAGACAAAAACACUUACACUCCUGUGGCUAAUUAUAUUGAAAUUAUAUUGGAAUUCACAACAUCAUAAGCACAUGAGAUCAAAGACUCUCCCUUUAAAGAAGACAAAACAUAUCUGUGUCAGUGGUUAAACUUUGCAGCACUGUUUUUUCACUGUGUCGUAGAAACUUUUGUGACUGUGUGACUUUGUACCAGCGGAGGGUUGAGGCUUGCCGUCUGUCCCGUCUCUGCGCUACACUGCUCCAUAGUAACUCAUGCUGUUAGGCUGUUGGUCACCUAAAAGAUGAAACCACGACGAUGCUUCCGAUCAUCACAUACCACGUUUACAUACAUACGCUGACAGUCAAGCAGAUUUUUAAAAAAACGUUGUGAGACCCGCCCUACUGUAUGAACCGCCUGUGCUUCUUUCUGAGUGCUGUGACAUAUCUGACAUGCCAUGAAAACUGUGUCCACCCCCCCAUGACGAUGACAUGUUGUAAAACCAGUACUGAAACUAUGUGAUGUUUUUUAUGGCUCUAAGUUGUUCUGUUUGUGCUGUGGGCUCUGGCCCAGUUGUCUGUUGAUGCCACCAAUCAAUGCUUUUCUUUCAUUGUGUGUGUGUAUUUCCACAGUCAUGGGAAUGUAGAAGAGUAAGAUGCAGUUAAACUUUACAGGUUAUCUAAAAAGGAGGGAAACUGAUCCGAGGGAAUAACCAGCCACAUGGUCAGUUUGCCAAAGUAUUUGGACAGUUAGAUCAAUGUGAAGUUUGCAUUUUUAAUUGAUAUGAAGCCAAAAUAGACCUUCACAGCAGACAUUGACAUGCAGGAAAAGCACAGGUGUAAACAAUAUUAUUAAUAAAGGAUGCAUCCCAUUCAGUUUUGCCAGUUCCAGGGUCCUGGUAUUGCUUUCUUUUAUGGCUUUCUGGGGCACUUAGUGGAACAGAGCCAUCAUUCAUAUUAUUAUUAGUUACACCUGUGCUUUUCCUGCUAUGACAAGUCAAAAUCUGACUCAAUCUAUUGAGUCUUAAGAAUAGGCAGCUGGUGCAGUGAGCCCACUCACUUUUACAUUUUUGUUUUUAUAUAGUUGUAUAGCAGUGAUUCCCAACCUUUUUUACUUCCUAAAAUGAGGUAGUAUCUACUCGCUACCGCUCAUCACACGACACAUACGUCAGUGGUGAGCAGGUCCACCCAUAAGUGAUUCUCUCUCACUUUGUUUGAUUCUUUAGAUGCCUGAAGAGGUAAAACUACACAAACUUCACAAGUAAACAUGGAUGCAAACACUUUUCAGAAACAAAAUUGGCUUUGCAAAUGGUUUUUGAGGAACAAAAACGCAUUCAACAUGUUAGUUAGACCUCAAGAUUACAGUAGCACUGAAUGUAAACAGAAACUUUGUUUACAAGAAAACUCCACAGGGAACAUUCAAUCACCUCAUGACCCCCAGGUUGGGAACCACUGUUAGUUUAUCACAAUGACCAUGCUUAAGUAUUUUUCCCCCCUCAUGCAUCUCAGUAACUGCAGCUGAUAUAUGAAUUGUUUCUUCAUAGUACUUCAUUCACUUUUCUCCCUCCAUCUCCAGCGUUACCAGUCUUUAACCGAUUCAAGCAAUAGAGCUUCAUAAAAAAAUAAAAAUAAAACAUUUUCUCAAUUACCCCUAUUUUGCCAUCCAGCCAUGCAGAUAGUUUUUGGUUUUAUUUGUCAGGUUUUGAGGUAUUCUUGAGAUUUCUGCCUCUACCUCUAUACAAUUAAGGCGAAACACAUUUCAUUUUUGAUGGAUUGAAAAAUGAGACUUUAAAAAAAUUAAACAGCCACAUCUCUUCCCAGAAAGAGUGUCCCUGUUACUCUGAAUAAUCCACAGACCUUACUGUGAACAUUAUUGGUAGAAAGUAGUUCCAAUGAAAACUAUUCAGAGUAAGACAUUUCUGGACAGAGAUGUUGCUCUUGCAUUUCUUAAUAUAACUUGCACAUAAAAUCAAAAUUAUCUGCAUGGCUAGAUAGAGCUUAAGGUAAGUAAGAAAAUGUUUGUAAUUUGGAUGAACUGACAUUUAAUUAUUACAGAAUGUUCAGAUUUAAAUACCACUGAAUGUAUUGCAUUUCAGUAUUUUACUUUGAAAACCAUCUGCAUGAAUUUGUGGUUUAAAUUCCCUUUGAAAUUUCCAACAACUUGAAAUUACCUUCUUAAUUUCAAGUUGUACAAUUUCAAAAAAAUUUUCCCCUCCACAAUUGAAAAUUCAUGUGUGCAGUGUUUCCAGUCACUCAUCUAAACUAGUCUUUCUUGGAUCAUGUGACUGACAAAAUGUAACCUGAUAGGAUAAAAAGUUUGAACUUUGGUGUCCUCAUUUCUACCUAUCCAAUUUUAGCAACUUGAUUUAUCUCAAUUUUUAGAUCUGAAAAUAACCAACAUAAUUUGCAAGCAGUUUUUUUGCAUACUGGACACUUAAAUUAUCUGAAUUUGUGAACCCCAAAAAAAAAAAAAAACCUAUAAAAUUCAGUUUUUAAAAAUUGCACCACUUGAAAUAACCCUCUGAAAAAUUCAAAGAGUUCAACUCAAAACACAAAUUCAGAUAGAUGGUUUCAAUAGAAAUAUUUCAACGCUAUGAACUCAGUAGUAAUUAUGUCAAAAUUAGGUGUUCAUUUGCUUAUGAAAAUUAAUUAUAUUGCUUCCAUAGAAGUACUACAGAGUGACCUCCCUGCUUCAGCUGAAGUGUCAUUGAGAUCCAUUGUAAUGUAAUAGAUGAAAUAGCAUUUUAACAUGACAGGGUAUCAACUUUUUAGUCUCAGCUGUAUAUAGGAUACGUGACCAAAUAUAAACUUAACUUUUCAAAUUUGUUUUGAAAUACCAAAAUACUUUGGCAAAUGUCUAAUAUGUUAGAUUAAAGUAAAAUGAGGGAAAGAAAAGAUCCGUAAAAAUGCUUAAAACAGAUGUUGGAAAAGGAUAUUUAAAAACCACAAUCUCAAACAGCAAGACUAUAUAUGCAGUUUUACAAAUGGAAGAAAUAUGCAUGUCUACUUUCUGGUAAUUUUUCACUGUUUACUUGAUAAAGAAAUCUAUGUUACUUGCAUCCUCAAGGCUCCGUCUGAGGUAUCGAAAUCAAUUGAUGUUAUCUCACAUUAAAAUGCAUAAAAUAUUAGCAAAAGCCUUAGCUUGUAUGUAAGUAAAUUUAUUGCAUUGUAACCUUAUACUAAAACGGGGCUACAUGUGUCUAUACUCUGGAUGCUGGAUUUUUGCAUGACCAUACAGUUAAUAAACAUCAUACAUUAAAAACUG